Molecule: messenger RNA, 1833 nt
Organism: Helianthus annuus (common sunflower)
Lineage: Eukaryota; Viridiplantae; Streptophyta; Magnoliopsida; Asterales; Asteraceae
Product: pollen-specific leucine-rich repeat extensin-like protein 1
Exons: 1
Coding region: 1-1833 (610 amino acids)
Source: RefSeq, a predicted model, not a curated record
AUGGAUACCGACGGUGAACAAACACCAAGAUCCCCAUUUUGGAUACAAAGCACCACCAACGUCCGCCGUGUGGACCUCUACCGCCGCCGUGCCUCCUCCCUCAUCUUCAACUCCGGCGUCCUCAUCAUCCUCCUACUCUUAUUCGCCAUUUUAUCCAUUUUUUUCAUCAUCCCAUCACUCAUUUCUUUCACAUCUCACUUUUUAAAACCAAAUUUGGUUAAAAAAAGUUGGGACUCUAUUAAUCUUGUAUUAGUUUUAUUCGCUUUAGCUUUCGGCUUCCUUAGUAGAAACAUUAAUACUAAUAACAAUACUAAUAAUUCUAGAUUUGAAAAUGGGUUUAACCGGAGUAGAUCCGAUUUGUCAUCCGGAGCCCCGGUUUCAAGCCCGAUGGUGUCAACACCAAAUCAUUGGUAUGAUUUUCCUGAACAACCGAUUAGUGGGUUGAGAAGACACCGGAGUACUAGCUCUUACCCUGAUCUCCGGGAGCUGUCUCCGCCGUGGAACCACCGUGGUGAAUCUCCUUGGCGGUUUUCCGAUGAUACCCAUUUGAAUAAUCAUAAUCAUAGGGGGGUUGUGAACUAUGAUCGGUAUUAUUUUAGACGAGAAUAUGAUAUGGGUGUUAAAGAUUUUGAUGGGGUGGUGGAUCUUGUUAAAGAAGAUUCAAUUGCUCCGCCGUCACAGCCGCCGGUUGUUGAAAAUGAAUCUUAUUCUCACUCUCCUCCGCUGCCACAGCCGCCGUCUCCGCCGCAACAGCCGUCGGAUGUGAUUAGAACUUAUCAUAGUGUUGGUGUUGAUGACGGAGAUAAAGGUGAAAGCAUGGAGUUUGAUAAAGUUUUGUUGCCGGAAAAGGAAAAUGAGUCGCCGGAAAAUCAAGAUUCUGAUGUAAAAGCGGAAAUUGAGAUCAGAAAAAAGGGAAAAAGAGAACGCAGAGAACGGAGAAGGGCAAGAAGCUCAGAACCCAGAAAAAUGGUGUCGGAAAGUAACGAUCUUGUACCGGAACCAUUGUCUCCGCCGCCGAUCUCGCCGGAAUUUCAAGAUUCCGACAGAAAAACCGGCAAAGAACGGAAAAGAACCGGAGCUAAUGCAACUAAAGAGUUUUUCACAAGUCUUUAUCAAAAAAAGAAGAAAAAGAGACAAAGGCAAAGAAGUGUGGACAAUUUAGACAUUCUUUUACACCACCCACAACCACCAGUAAAAUUUCAGCUGCCACCGCCGUCUCCACCGCCCCCGCCGCCGCCGCCACCACCACCAUCAAUCCUCAACAACUUAUUCACAUCCAAAAAAGAUAGGCGGAAAAAAACUUCAUCAUCAACACCCCCUGCUCCUCCGCCGCCUCCGCCGUCUAAGAUGGCGGCGCGUGCACCAAAACCUGCGGCGGCGCGUGUACCAAAACCCACCACCAUCACCAGAGUGGCACCUUUUGUAACGGAGAAGCCUCGAGCGCCGGUAAAGAUGAAGUAUUUUAACAGCAUUGAUGACAACUCUAGCGGCGGAGAAUCUCCGAUGAGAGGGAUUCCGCCGCCGCCGCCGAUGCCACCGUUUAAAAUGCCGGAUUGGAAGUUUGCAGUGGAAGGUGAUUAUGUUAGGGUUCAGAGCACAUUGAGCUCCGGCAGCUUGUCACCCGACGGAGAUGAAGCACAGUCGCCGUCUUCCGCCGUAGCGUCGCCGGUGUUCUGCCCCAGCCCGGAUGUGAACACAAAAGCUGAUAAGUUUAUUGAAAGGUUUCGGGCCGGGUUGAAGCUUGAGAAAAUCAAUUCAUUUAACCAAAAUCAGGGGAACAGAAUGUCUAAUCUUGGGCCUGGCCCAGGCCCAAGUCGGAGUUAUCGGUUAUAA